CCACAACACUUGAAUCCUUCACCCAGUUGUGCCUUACUCUCACACCCUUGCUCUUUCCACAACAUUGGCUUCCCAACUACCUUGUUUGAGCCUGAAAAACAAUCCUCAUCAGCUUGGCAGUGACAGAUUCCAUCUCGGCCCAUCACAGAUCGUAUUGAAUCUUUGCUGUUCUUCGGUUGUUAGAAGCACAUCCCUAAAAAUAUGGCCUCCAAUUCUUCAGACCGCCUCGGAAGGCUUCAGAUGGAAGACUUAGGGACCGCAAGACGAGAGCAUAUUUCAACGGCGGACGACCAACAUCAUAGACGGAUUAGGCUACAAGACAUCGAAGCAGGAAGGUUGGCGUACGUCGAAAAUUCUGACGCCCAGAAAUUGGCCAUAAAAAACGAGGCACAACUCGCGGGUUGGGCAAAUGUCUACAAGACAAUAGGCGAUACCGAGGACCUCGAACAUCUUGACCCUCUCCUUGACGGACAAACCCACCGCCUUGCCUUGAACGCGACAAUCCGUGAAGGCGGAGGGCAAACACAUGCGAGGACUGGAAGUGAGAGGCAUCCUGGAGCUGCUUCAUCGAUCAGAGCACCGCGCUCGCGCGCUCGCGGCGGUGGUGUUAUAGGAACUCGGGGGCGUGGAACAAGGCAAGGCUCCUUGACGUCGUCAACUCCAAAUUUUGGGUACCGCGUUGUCCUACCCCCAACGAAACCUCACCUAGACCCAGCUCUUGAUACAUCCAAUGACUUUUACAAAGGGACGCGCCAGGGAAAUGCGUCUAGGAAAGAGGACGCAUACAAAGUGCAGAAUAGACAGCCCUCUACUCGAAAGCCAACACCUACUAUCAGUGCCAGAAGGCCUAUGGCUGAUUAUGGACGCCUCAUCAGCCCGCCUGAGAAUUUUCUGGCCGCUGCUCGCAAUGUAGUUGUUAACACAAACACUGCAGGAGUCACUCCCACUGGCGCUGCCAAGGUUUCUGGCGAUAGUAGGCCCGAGGAAAGUACAAGAUCAUUGGAUACAGCAGGUGCCAGCGGUCACUAUAGCCCCUUGAAGGUACAGGAGCAUGCGGAAUUUCGAAUCCCUGUACGCCCUCAGGCUGCCACCCGUUCGGGAGACCCGCCAGUGCCGUUUACUACUCGGAGCACUUCUUCGCAGCGCCAGAAUAUAACUAGAGCAGGCGAGCCGUUCCCACUUUCACUGUCCUCAACCGUACGAGAUACAGCUUCUCAGGAAGAAGGGUCUGCAUCGAUGAGCCUAGAAUCCGAACGGUCUACUUCUGAGUUGGUGGAAACCCAAUCUCAUGUGAAAGAGCAAGUUACGUCUGGUAUGCCUACGCCGAUUACGGUUGAGAAAUCCUCGUUAGGGAAAUAUCAUGCAAUUGGAGAUGAUGACAGCAGGUCAUUGGCAACCACGAAUGCCACGGAUGCACUUUUGCUUGAUCUUAGUUCUACACCACCGAAGCAAAGUCUCCUUGGCCGAAGCCCUCUUGCCACGGCAAUGAUGAGUCCUACUUUGGAAGACCUUCAAGGUCUUGAAUUUGUUGAAGACCUAGAUCUCUUGCAGGAUCCAGUGCUUUAUGAUUCCGCGCCCAUGAUUCAACCCAUCGGAUCGAAGUCUGCAGUUAAUUUGAAGCGCCAAAUUGACAUCCUUUGCGAACUGCUUGAAUCAACCUCGCUAUCCGAUGCGAGCCGUGAGAACUUGAAGCAAUGCAAGGAUGAGCUCGAAGGAAAGAUGAACAAGCAUAGCCCCACGGACGAAACAAAAGGGAAAGGGGUCCUUUUCCCAGACGAACACAUCUCUCAAGAUGUCGGGGCGGUAGCCGAACCAGGCGGACAAUCGCAAUCAAGUCUCGAUUUGUUGGAUAUGCAGGAUACACCCAUGGAGAGUGUAAGGCUAGAUAUUACUCAGAGCCCAAGCCCGCAAAGCCGACUGAAUGUGACAGCGCCGCCAUUCUUUCCUCACAUGCCAUAUCGCUCCCCAGCAAAUAGCAUCUCGAGUGAGUCAACUUGCAUUCCGCAAACCCCCUGCCCCCACCGCCGGAUUUCCCUCACCGAGGGCCACAUCAUCGGUGACCACCUGCUCCCCGGAAGGCGUCGGAAUUCCAUGGUUACUGGACCUGACCCGCUGGUGGCGAAGCAGCUACCACCUGGUGGGCCCUCGGAGCCUCGCGUCAAGUUCACGAUCCCGCAGCCGUAUUCGCUCACAUUGCCGCAAAAAUCUUCAGUCAUGGAAGCGUUUCGCCCGGAUGAUGUUGGUGAAAAUACCCAGCCAUUCGCCAAUCCCUCGCCUGAGCUACAGCGUUCAAUGCAUGCCCCGAAGCCCGAGCCCGAGCCCAAGCCCAGGACCUCGGCCUUGAGCGGCCUGGAAACUUCUCGGUACGCACCCUCCCAAAGCAGCAGGCCUCUGCGCUGAGUUGUCCGGGGGAAAAGUUUUCCUACCAGUUUCAGUUGAGC
Molecule: messenger RNA, 2441 nt
Organism: Aspergillus sclerotioniger CBS 115572
Lineage: Eukaryota; Fungi; Ascomycota; Eurotiomycetes; Eurotiales; Aspergillaceae
Exons: 8
Coding region: 202-2400 (732 amino acids)
Source: RefSeq, a predicted model, not a curated record